Molecule: messenger RNA, 321 nt
Organism: Trichomonas vaginalis G3
Lineage: Eukaryota; Parabasalia; Trichomonadida; Trichomonadidae
Exons: 1
Coding region: 1-321 (106 amino acids)
Source: RefSeq, a predicted model, not a curated record
AUGUCAAUAGAUGACCUUCGUGGAAUGUUACCAUCGACGUUUACAGUUGAAGGUUCAGCAGGAUUGCUUACAAGAUUGUCAAUUGGUGGCAUUUGGUCUCGUGAGAACAUUGUUAUAAAAUCCAGUAUAAGUGAAUUUGCUGAAGAAUCUAUAUUAUGUCUUUCAAACUACAUGUAUUCGCCGCCGAAGCAUUAUAGUAUAACAAACUUUGUCAGUAAGUUUAACAUAAGACUUGUCGAACCUUCUUCAAUGAAAGAUGUUGUGCUACCUAAAGAUGGAAAGGAUGGACUCAUUAUUGAGAUGAUUUUAAUAGCAUAUUAA